This is a messenger RNA of Pediculus humanus corporis (human body louse), 315 nucleotides long. Its product is annotated as chromosome region maintenance protein, putative. Gene Ontology annotation, cellular component: cytoplasm; nucleus. The record is from RefSeq and is a predicted model, not a curated record. Gene Ontology annotation, molecular function: nuclear export signal receptor activity; small GTPase binding. The coding region runs from base 1 to 315 and encodes 104 amino acids. The transcript has 3 exons. Lineage: Eukaryota; Metazoa; Arthropoda; Insecta; Psocodea; Pediculidae. Gene Ontology annotation, biological process: ribosomal small subunit export from nucleus; protein export from nucleus; ribosomal large subunit export from nucleus.
AUGGCUGAUCAAGCAACAAAGCUUCUUGAUUUUAGUGAAAAGUUGGAUAUAAAUUUACUUGACAAUAUUGUUACUUGUAUGUACAGUGGAUCUGGAGAGCAACAAAAACUCGCUCAAGAAAUAUUGACUCAUUUGAAAGAGCAUCCGGAAGCUUGGACAAGAGUAGAUACCAUCUUAGAAUAUUCAAACAAUUUGCAAACUAAAUAUUUUGCUUUGCAAAUUUUAGAACAAGUCAUUAAAACAAGAUGGAAAGUCUUACCUAGAAAUCAAUGUGAUGAUAAAAGAUUCUUUAAUAAAAAAUACAUUGUCGCAUGA